CAAAUAAGAAUUUACAUCGUAAGGACCUCUAAGUGAUCUCAAUUACAUAUUACAGUAUGAGAGUUGUAUUUUGGUAAUAACGAUCUAGAAUCGGAAAGUACCCGUCAAUUAAGCCGACUACUGUGCCAAUCGGACAUCCGUACAUCAUGUUCGAAAAUCUUUGCACGUUACCUCUAAGCGCCGAACUCUUCACGCAGGCCGUACACCCAACAGAACCUCUUCUAGGGGUCGGUCUUUCAUCGGGACAUGUUCAAUGCUUUCGUCUCCCUUCUGCGGACCGACUGAGUGAGGAUGACGCUGACGUUAGCGUCUUGUCAGAUGGUAAAGGGACUAUCGACACUGUAUGGCGAACGAAAAGACACAAGGGUAGCUGUCGCACUCUAGCUUUUAGCAAUGAUGGUUCUGCCCUCUACUCAGCCGGUACAGAUUAUCUCCUCAAACAUUUCUCUCCGACGACCGGCCAAGUCGCCUCCAAAAUCGCCAUUCCGUCAACAAAGUCAAUUCCAGAUUCCCCUUCGUUGCUCCACGUCCUAUCCCCCCAGACAUUGUUGCUUGCCUGCGACUCAGGCGCUCUACACCUUCUCGACUUGCGAGAUGACGCGCUUGCAGCAUCAAAGCCACAGCAGACCCAUUUUCCUCAUGAUGACUUUGUGUCAAGCAUUACACCACUUCCACCUUCCGGUGAGAGUACGAGCGGAUAUAGUAAGCAAUGGAUCUCUACCGGUGGCACGACCCUAGCCGUCACGGAUUUGCGAAGAGGCGUGCUGGUGCGUAGCGACGACCAGGAGGAUGAGCUUCUAUGUACAGCUUUCAUCGAAGGCAUGGGUCCCAAAAAAAACCGCGACAAUGGGGUCGUGGCGGUAGGCACCGGUACGGGAGUCCUGACAUUAUGGGAUAAGGGAACCUGGGAUGAUCAGCAAGACCGUGUUGUUGUCGAUCCUAGGAAAGGAGGCGGCGAGAGUCUGGACUGCAUUGUUCAAAUUCCUGGUGACAUAGCAAGAGGGAAAAAGGUGGUCGUGGGUCUAGGAGAUGGCAGUUUGCGCAUUGUUGAUCUGAUGAAGAGAGAAGUUGAAGGCGCUUUGCGACACGACGAUAUCGAAGCAGUGGUUAGUCUUGGUUUUGAUUGUCAAGGCCGAAUGAUCAGUGGUGGGGGACAGACGGUCAAAAUCUGGGAAGAAUCGUCUCUACGGGGUGGGGAUAUUGGCGCGGAUGACAGUAGCGAGAUGGACGAGUCAGGUGAUAACGACGACGACGACGAUGAUGAUGAUAGCGACGACGACGAUAAAAAAGCAAACAAAAAUGCGGCGAAACGUCAAUCAAGCAAAGACUCGGACGAGGAUGACUCUGGUAGCGAUCAAGGAACGAGUCGAAGUAAAAAAAAGAGAAGGAAAGGAAAGACAAACAUUGAUCUUGGACCUCACGGGGCACAUGGAGUCUUGCGCUUCAGGGGUCUGGAUUAAAUGAUAAUCUCCCCCUAAGCCUAAUCACAGAUACCCAACUACAAUGUGAAAUAUUCGGAAUUUAGUCUUCCUAUUUUAAUUGUCUAAAC
Messenger RNA from Annulohypoxylon maeteangense, 1549 nucleotides. Its product is annotated as WD repeat domain-containing protein jip5. Lineage: Eukaryota; Fungi; Ascomycota; Sordariomycetes; Xylariales; Hypoxylaceae. The record is from RefSeq and is a predicted model, not a curated record. The coding region runs from base 147 to 1460 and encodes 437 amino acids. The transcript has 2 exons. Gene Ontology annotation, molecular function: protein binding.